AUGGCUAAAAACCAAUAUAUGGAGGAUAGAAAUAUUAGAGAACCUAAUGCCUUAUUAGGGGAAGAAACUGAGAAACUAGUAGAUUCGUUUAAUUAUGGAAAUAACUCCAAUUCUAUUUAUAAAAAAGUGAAUUCAAAUAGGAGCAAAAAUGGAAAGCACAGUUUAGCAUUUCACAAAUCAUUGGCAGUUGUAAAUGUAGCUGCAGGAUUAGAUGGAUGUGAUGAUCAAUUAUUACCAGCAAGUUUUAGAGCAUUAGAAGCAGAUUUAAAUUUACAUCCUUCCUUAUUAGGAUAUAUAACUUUAGCACAGACUUUAAUGUUAAGUUUGUUUAGUCCUAUAUGGGGUUUUUUAUCAGAUAAAUAUUCUCGAAAAUGGAUGUUAGUAUUUGGAACAGCUUUAUGGGGCAUAGCAACUAUAUUAUUGGCUAACAUAAAUGAUUUUGCGCAUAUAUUAUUUUUUAGGGCAAUAAAUGGAUUAGCCUUAGGUAGUAUAGGACCUAUAUCUCAAAGUAUUUUAGCAGAUGCUGCAAAAAAUGAAUCUUUAGGUUUAUCAUUUGGUUUAGUGCAAUUAUCCUCAAGUUUGGGUAGAUUGAUUGGAGGGGUAGUAACAACAACGGUUGCUUUAAAAUAUUUUGGUGGUAUCAGAGGAUGGAGAUUAUGUUUUAUAGUCGUGGGUAUAUUGAGUGUUUUGUUAAGUAUUAUAGUGGCAUUGUUUGUAGAGGAUGCUCCUAGACAGGUUCGUAAAAAUAGAAAAAUUGACUAUUUAGAUGGGGAAUCUAAUACGACUACUAAUAAUAGUAGUAGUAAUAAUAAUAAUAGAAAUAAUAAUAAUAUGAAUAAUAUGAAUAAUAUUAAUAAUAAUCUUGAGAAUGCCAAUUCUUUCACUGGGUUAAGUCAUCAGAGUACCAGAACCUAUUUAUUAUAUCAGAACAUUGUUGAAUUGUUAAAAGAUAGUUUAUCAAAAAAAAGUAUCAUUAUUAUUCUUUUAGAAGGUUUUACUGGUACUAUUCCUUGGCUAGCAUUAAGUUUUAAUACCAUGUUUUUUCAAUAUUGUGGAUUAAGUGAUUUACAAGCAGCUAUAAUAACAGGAUUUUUAUUAAUUGGUUCAGCUAUAGGAGGUGUGAUAGGAGGUCAUUUUGGUGAUAUUAUGCAUGAUAUAUCUAAUAAGCAUGGAAGACCAUUAUUAGGUCAGCUAGCUAUGUUUGGUAGAGUACCAUUGGUAUUAUUAAUAUAUUUAGUUAUACCUAAAAAAAAAGAAAGUUUUGAAUUAUUUGCCUUGGCAUGUUUUUGUCUUGGUCUAUCAUCAAUAGCUGGUGUAGCAGUUAAUAGACCCAUCGUGUCAGAUAUUAUAAGACCAGAUUAUAGAGGUACUGUCUUUUCUUUGACUAUAGCAAUAGAAGGUGUUGGCUCUUCUUUAAUUGGAGCUCCUUUGUUUGGUUAUUUAGCAGAAAAGGUAUUUAAGUAUCAAAAUAAUAAUUUAUUAAUAGCUGAUAUGCCAGAAGAUAUAAGAAUAAAUAAUGCGCAAGCAUUAUCAAAAACGCUCUUUUAUUUAACUAUAAUACCAUGGAUCUUGUCAUUUAUAUUUUAUAGUUUAUUACAUUUUACAUAUGGAAAAGAAUAUUUAAAGAUGAAUGAAAUUAUUGAAAAUGAAUAUAAGUAUGAUGAUGAAGAUGAGGAAACCAUACCAGAAAAAAAAAUGUUAACAUGA
Molecule: messenger RNA, 1707 nt
Organism: Plasmodium adleri (nom. inval.)
Lineage: Eukaryota; Apicomplexa; Aconoidasida; Haemosporida; Plasmodiidae
Product: pantothenate transporter
Exons: 1
Coding region: 1-1707 (568 amino acids)
Biological process (GO): transmembrane transport
Cellular component (GO): membrane
Molecular function (GO): transmembrane transporter activity
Source: RefSeq, a predicted model, not a curated record